ACUUCAUUCCACUUUGCCCAGAGUGGACUUUUCAGCCCCUGAGGCAAGAGCCCUCUAGGUUUUUGCCAGCUCCCUUCCUUCAAGGUCAGCUUGAUUCCAAAAAUGAGGAUACUGUUCACAGAAAAGAAUCACCGUGGUUUUAUAAUGCAGGCCCUUGACAGGCAAAGAAAGACCAGGGAGUUUUGUGAUGUGGUCCUCAGAGUGGACGAGAAUGACUUUUAUGCUCACCUCAAUGUGUUAGCAGUAGUGUCCUCCCAAGUAAGGAUUCUGAUAAUCAAGAAUGAUAUGAAAGCAGAUGAUGAACUCUUAAUUGUCAUUGACUCCAAGUUCUUGAGCUCGGCCUUGGUGGGGGAGUUGCUCAACUAUUUUUAUACAGGGAUGAUUGUGAUUUCAGAGAAGAAUGUGGAAGACCUUCUGAAGGGAACCAAGUACUUCGGCUCUCAAAACUUGGAAAACCACUGCUCUAACUUCCUCCAGAGGACUCUCGAGAAGAAUAACUGCUUCAAGUAUCUACUGCUAGCCAUGAAAUAUAACCUGAAAGAGGUAGUAUAUCCAGCCUAUGAUACCACUCGAGAUCAUUUCUAUUACUUGGCAGGCCCACAGUGCAUAGGAGAAUUAAUGUUUUCCCCCCCUCCCAUCUUUAGAAAGCUCCUCAAGGAUGAAGAUCUUCAUGCACAAAAUGAGGACCAGGUCUUUCUGGUUCUCAUUCAGUGGGUGAAACAUAAAAAGGCUGAGAGAGAGACUUUGUUUAAAAAAUAUUUGCGUUAUGUACAUUUAUCUGCCGUGUCCACCAGGACACUGCUUGCUGCCUGCCGUGAGAUCUUGCUCUUUACUGAACAUAGUGGCCCCUUGGCCCAGAUAGAAAGCAUCCUGAGUGAGCGUAAACAGGGCAAUCCCCAAAAUCUGAUGCUGAACCAGAGGAAGGGGGCACUUAUGGAUGCUGUGGUGAUUCUAGGAGGACAAAAACAGCAGGGAAAUUUCAGCAGCGGUGUUUUUGCCUACAUUGUUGAACAGAACAUCUGGCUGAAGCUGACGGAGAUGCCUUACAGAGCUUCAGCUCUGAGUGCUACUUCACUGGGCAAAUACAUUUAUGUCUCUGGAGGAACAAAUGAGCAAAUAUCUGGCCUGAAGACAGCAUGGAAGUACAAUGUGGAUGAUAACUCCUGGCUUCAGCUUUCAGACCUGCCCAUAGGUUUGGUCUUCCACACCAUGGUGACUUGUGGAGGGGCCGUGUACUCCAUCGGGGGAAGCACAGCUCCAAGAAAAUACAUUUCAAGUAUUUAUAAGUAUGAUGAAGUCAAAGAGAAUUGGGUUCUUGCUGGGAAAAUGAGUAUACGCAUGGAUGCGACAGCACUAAUCACCAAGGCAGACAAGAUUAUUUAUAUUGUGACCGGUAGGUGCCUGGUGAAUGAAGUAAUCUCCCGAGUGGGUGUGCUGGACUGCUUUGACACAGUAACCCGGAAUGUGGUGCAAUGCACCACUUUCCCUAUUCAGUUCAAUCAGAAACCCUUGUUGUCAUUUUCACAGGGCAACAUCUUGUGUGUUCAAAGCCACAAAGAGAGUGUGGAAAUAAACCUCAAGAAUAUUAAAAUGAACAAGUCCAUAAAACAUGUGCCUCUCUUACCAAAUAACUAUCGUUUGGAUCUGUCGCAUGCGGUAUGCCAGGUGGAAAAGGACAAAGUAUUUGUGUGUGGAGGUCUCAUUUGUCCAGGUGACCAGCCUCCCGAAGGACAUUCCAUCAAUCGGCAAGCAUAUAUGCUAGAUCAAAGCAUAGGAGAAUGGAGGGUUUUGGCUCCACCUCCAGAAGCUCUGGAUUGCCCUGCUUGUUGUACAGUUAAGUUGCCAUGUAAGGUGCUCAAGACAACAGUCGUUAGUUAA
Anolis sagrei ordinatus is the source of this 1878-nucleotide messenger RNA. Its product is annotated as calicin-like. The record is from RefSeq and is a predicted model, not a curated record. Gene Ontology annotation, molecular function: protein binding. Lineage: Eukaryota; Metazoa; Chordata; Lepidosauria; Squamata; Anolidae.